This is a messenger RNA of Eruca vesicaria subsp. sativa (arugula), 396 nucleotides long. NCBI's taxonomy places the organism in Eukaryota, Viridiplantae, Streptophyta, Magnoliopsida, Brassicales, Brassicaceae. The record is from the annotation of a GenBank genome assembly.
AUGCAAAUGUUUCACAUUACUCCCCUCAGAUCCGGCUCUGGUAGUGCGUGCGUCCUUAAUGACGUUAUGUACUACCACGAUAGUUUUGAGAAGUGUUUAAACAGGUAUGAUCCGAAGGAGAGGCGCUGGGGAGUGGUGAAAGGUUUGGAUGAAUUGUUGGCUGAGAUAGAACAUCAAUAUUUCACGAUGAGUGUGCCGUAUGCUCGGAAUCUGGUUUUGUUUUUUAUGAACGAGAAAGAAAGAUCGAGUGGUGAAGCAACAGUGAAGAUUUGGUGUGCGGAGAUUUCGCUGGGGAGACAUCAAGGAGGUGAUGUUUGGGGUAAAGUUGAGUGGUGCAAUCAGGUUGGGGUUGCUGAGACAAUGUACUUUUUGAGACCUAUAGUUGUUAUAGUUUGA